Molecule: messenger RNA, 1686 nt
Organism: Microcebus murinus (gray mouse lemur)
Lineage: Eukaryota; Metazoa; Chordata; Mammalia; Primates; Cheirogaleidae
Source: RefSeq, a predicted model, not a curated record
GUCCGAGUGCGGCGCGGAUCUGGGGCCGUGGCGCGCAGUCGGGCCGCGAGGUCCAGCAGGCACACGGCGGCUCCCCGGGCCGACUCUGGCGGCGCCCUGAGCGCGCCAGCCGGGGUCCUCCCUGAAAAUCGGGGAAGUCACUGGUAUUGAUUCCCCAGGAACUGCUUGCUGAAGGCCCAGUUAGGAACCUGAACCCAGCCUGGAGUGAAUCCCUAAGAAAAAGGGCUGUUGAACCGCUCCGGCCUCGACUGCCCAGGCCUCCCUGCUAGGCCCCUGUGCCUGAGCGCGUUGGGUGCCCUCGGCGGGUGACUCCCGAAAUUCUCCAUGCAGUUUCUCCUGGCAACCUGCCGCCAUACAGCCCUGGUACCUGUUCUACUCUUUUUUCGAUUUUUUUAUUGAAUACCUCCUUCAAUACCUGCCAACUUCAACGUAAGCCCCAGGAGGACAGGGUUCUUUAUGGAUUUUGCUCACUGACUUCCGAAAGCUAAGAUCAUAGUCUGGACCUUAACUACAGGAGACACACUUUAGAUUCCAAGAUACAGAUCAAUUGAAAGUUAAAGGAUGGAAAAAGAUAUAAUCGUGCAAACAGCAAUCACAAUUUAUAGCUGAAGAAAACUGAAGCUACAGCUAUUAUGCAACAGUGCUAGGAUUCAAACCCUGAGCUGUCUGACUCCAAAGCCUGUGACAGUAAGAACUACCCUGAGAAAAGGGUGGACAGAAAGCCAGCAGUCUCUGUUGGAAAUGUUGGCCAGCUUGCAAUAGAUCUGAUUAUUUCUACACUGAAUAUGUGUAAGAUUGGUUACUUCUAUACUGAUUGUCUGGUGCCAAUGGUUGGAAACAAUCCAUAUGCGACUGCAGAAGCAAAUUCCACAGAACUUAGUACAAAUACUGAAGUAUAUUCAUUGCCUUCAAGAAAGCUAGUGGCUCUUCAAUUAAGAUCCCUUUUUAUUAAGUAUAAAUCAAAGCCAUUCUGUGAAAAACUACUUUCCUGGGUGAGAAGUAGUAACUUUACAAGAGUUAUUAUUCUUUCAAGCAGUCAUUCAUAUCACCGUAAUGAUCUACAGCUUCGUAGUACUCCCUUCCGGUACCUAUUUACACCUUCCAUGCAAAAAAGUGUUCAAAAUAAAAUAAAGAGUCUUAACUGGGAAGAAAUGGAGAAAAGCCCAUGCAUUCCUGAAAUAAAUGACUCUGAGUUUUGUAUCCGUAUUCCAGGAGGAGGUAUCACAAAAGCACUCUAUGAUGAAAGCUGUUCUAAAGAAAUCCAAAUGGCAGUUCUGCUGAAAUUUGUUUCAGAAGGGGACAAUAUCCCAGAUGCAUUAGGUCUUGUUGAGUAUCUUAAUGAAUGGCUUCAAAUAAUCAAACCAUGUAGUGAUGAUCCCACAGCAUCUACCUUGAGGUGGAAAAUACCAAGUUCUUGGAGAUUACUCUUUGGCAGUGGUCUUCCCCCUGCACUUUUUUGAUGUGUUUUCAGUUUUUGUACCUUAUAUCCCAAGACACUUAUUAUCAACACAACUGCUAAACAUUCUGUACAAAAAUUUGUAUAAUAUGAGAAUAUAUUAGGAAAUAAACAUUUGCUUUUCACGGAAAAUCUCAAAAAAAAGGAUUAACACAAGCUGUUUUUGCCAUGCUUUUCAUCAUAUACAACAAAUGUAAAUUUUGUACAAUAAAAUUUUAUUUCCCAAGUAA